Messenger RNA from Dipodomys spectabilis (banner-tailed kangaroo rat), 887 nucleotides. RefSeq names its product cornifin-A-like. The record is from RefSeq and is a predicted model, not a curated record. NCBI's taxonomy places the organism in Eukaryota, Metazoa, Chordata, Mammalia, Rodentia, Heteromyidae. Bases 221 to 676 code for a protein of 151 amino acids. The transcript has 2 exons.
CUGAGUGGUUUUCAUCACAAAAGCUGAGUCAAAGGGUGAUGGAGGGGAGGGGGGUGAGUCAUGUGUGACAGGUAGAAAUGAAAACAUAGUGGCUGGGGCAGGUCUAUUUCCUGGAGAUGUUCAUCUUAUAAAAGCCAAGCGGGCCCUUGCCUUCACACCAGACCCGAGCAACCAGGCAGACUCUUCUUCUCUGUGUACAAGAACCAGCCACUGUUGAAGCAUGAGCUCCCAGCAGCAGAAACAGCCCUGCACUGUACCUCCUCAGCUGCAGCAGCAGCAGGUGAAACAGCCUUGCCAGCCUCCACCCCAGCAGCCAUGCGCCCCCAAGGAGCCCUGCCACCCUGUUGUUCCUGAGCCCUGCCCUUCCAAGGCUCCUGAGCCCUGCAACCCAGUUGUUCCUGAGCCCUGCCACCCCAAGGCACCUGAACCCUGCCACCACAAGGCGCCUGAGCCCUGCCAUCCCAAGGCACCUGAGCCCUGCCACCCCAAAGCACCUGAGCCCUGCCACCCCAAGGCGCCUGAGCCCUGCCACCCCAAGAUGCCUGAGCCCUGCCACCCCAAGGCUCCUGAGCCCUGCCAUCCCAAGGCACCUGAGCCCUGCCACCCCAAGGUGCCUGAGCCCUGCCCCUCAACAGUCACUCCAGCACCAGCUCAGCAGAAGAUAAAGCAGAAGUAACAUCUGCAGCCACGCCCUUGAAGAGCCGAUUGCCAGAUGCUGAGCCUUCUUCCUCUUAAAUCCCACGUGGCCGCUUGAUCUUGAAAUUAGCAUGCUGUCACUGAGUCAUAAUCCUUCUCCCUUUGCAUCCCUUCAAAAGAUAUCCCUGAUACUCAUUCAGGUGUCUUCCUGAGCCUCUAAAUAUGGAUGAAAGGCUCACUGAGUGAGCUAG